Molecule: messenger RNA, 2723 nt
Organism: Lipotes vexillifer (Yangtze River dolphin)
Lineage: Eukaryota; Metazoa; Chordata; Mammalia; Artiodactyla; Lipotidae
Gene: BCAT1
Product: branched chain amino acid transaminase 1
Exons: 11
Coding region: 503-1660 (385 amino acids)
Biological process (GO): L-valine biosynthetic process; L-leucine biosynthetic process
Cellular component (GO): mitochondrion
Molecular function (GO): branched-chain-amino-acid:2-oxoglutarate transaminase activity
Source: RefSeq, a predicted model, not a curated record
CUGUUUCCAUUGUGUCCUUAAGUAUGUUUAAAAUUUACCCCCUAAUUCCAUGCGGUUUUGUCUUUCACGUGUGGGGCUUAGUGUCCUUGCGCCUGCAUCGGAGGACCCUGCCCGUAGAGAAAAUGGUUCACUCUGGUCCCCAUCCUUUUUCUAGGCUUGCUAUUGUGCGCCCGUGAUCGACGAGACCACGAGGCUGAGCGCGCCCAGGAGGUUUUUUCUAUAAAUGGCUUAAAGCCCUAGUCUAGACUAUUUUCUCGGAUAAAAGGGGGAGACAAUUACCUUCUUGUUCUUUGCUGGUGAACCCUGGCUCUGUAGGGCGAACCUGGAAUUUAACCAGUCUGCCCGAAGCCGGCGGUGGAGGACAAAAACAGCCGCGACCUCCGGCAGGGCAGAAAGAAGGGCAGCCCUCGCAGGACGCUCUCCUUUGGGGCUCGUGCCUGGGUGUUUGAUCCUCCUUUGCCUGUUUGCUUGGGGACCGGACCGGAGCGGAGCAAAGGGUGUGAUGGACUGCAAUAAUGGAUGCUCCGCGGAAUGUGCCGGAGAAGGAGGAUCAAAAGAGGUGGUGGAGACUUUUAAGGCUAAAGAUCUAAUAAUCACACCAGCCACCGUUUUAAAGGAAAAACCAGACCCCAAUACUCUGGUUUUUGGAACGGUUUUUACGGAUCACAUGUUAACAGUGGAGUGGUCCUCGGAGUUUGGAUGGGAGAAACCACACAUCAAGCCUCUUCAAAACCUGUCAUUGCAUCCAGGUUCGUCGGCUUUCCACUACGCAGUGGAAUUAUUUGAAGGAUUGAAGGCAUUUCGGGGAGUAGAUAAUAAAAUUCGUCUGUUUCGGCCAAGCCUCAACAUGGAUAGAAUGUACCGGUCUGCUAUGAGGGCGACUUUGCCGGCAUUUGACAAGGAAGAGCUUUUAGAGUGUAUUCAGCAGCUUGUGAAAUUGGAUCAAGAAUGGGUCCCCUACUCAACAUCUGCAAGUCUGUAUAUUCGUCCUACAUUCAUUGGAACUGAGCCUUCUCUGGGAGUCAAGAAGCCUACUAAAGCCCUGCUCUUUGUAAUCUUGAGCCCAGUGGGACCUUAUUUUUCAAGUGGGAGCUUUAAUCCAGUGUCCCUGUGGGCCAAUCCGAAGUACGUAAGAGCCUGGAAAGGUGGAACCGGGGACUGCAAGAUGGGAGGGAAUUAUGGCUCAUCUCUCUUUGCCCAAUGUGAAGCAAUGGAUAACGCGUGUCAGCAGGUUCUGUGGCUCUAUGGAGAGGAUAAUCAGAUAACUGAAGUUGGAACAAUGAAUCUUUUUCUUUACUGGAUAAAUGAAGAUGGAGAGGAAGAACUGGCAACUCCUCCGCUAGAUGGCAUCAUUCUUCCAGGAGUGACAAGGCAGAGCAUCCUGGACCUGGCACACAAGUGGGGAGAAUUUAAGGUGUCAGAGAGGUACCUCACCAUGGGCGACCUGAGCACAGCCGUGGAGGAAAACCGCGUGAGGGAGAUGUUCGGUUCUGGUACCGCCUGUGUUGUUUGCCCAGUUUCGAAUAUACUGUACGAGGGUGAGACUAUACACAUCCCAACUAUGGAGAAUGGGCCUAAGCUUGCAAGCCGCAUCUUGGACAAAUUGACUGAUAUUCAGUAUGGAAGAGAAGAGAGUGAUUGGACAAUCACAGUAUCCUGAAUGAAAAAGAACAGGCUAUCAUUUGUGUGUUCUUGGGACGGACUGUUGCAUUUGAAUUAUGAGAAAUUUCUUUGGCUCCCUGUUUUUAGUUGUGCAUAAUGUAGUUUGUAUUAUCAGUGUUAACCAGGGCGAUUGUUUCCUCAUGCCAGAGAAGAUGAAUUGCAGUCAUCCAGUGGUAGUUUAUAAACUUGCUCCUAGAAGCUUACCUGACCUUCUCUAGAAAGAUGAGAAUGGAAGCCAUCUAAGUGUAGAAUUUUCCUCCAUAACCUGAGUGCUUCCCUUGGUACUUCAAUCAGAUAAAAAAGUGUUUAUUCUUUAGCAUAAGUUACGUUCUGCUCCUCAACCAAGUGAGUGUUUUUGUGUUUGAAAGCUGAUCUGAGUAAAUUUCAUAGGUACCAUUUCCUGCGACACAUCUUCAUCCUCAGAAAGUGUUUGUUGUGUUUUUUUUUUUUAAUCAAGACUUUGAGAAACUGGUUUUCCUCCCCGCAUAUUUCUUUCCAGGUCUCCUAAGUCCGUCUUAGGGAAAAUCUCUCCCUCCUUCCUGAUGUCCCGGUCUGCGCCAGGCUCUCCUGGUGCAUCAGUAGGGCCCACCCCUGCCCUUUCCACAUUGUGUUGUGAUCAGCAGUCAGGCUUCAUUACAAGACUGAGGGUCUUGUGCCUUAUAGAUCUUUGUAUUCCCCUGCCUGAUACAUAACAAGGAAUGAAUGAACAUGUACCUUCUAUAGAAGUGUACCUUCUUUGUUUCUAUAUUGUGAAACCUCUUUAUUAGAAUUUGUGAUUGAUUCUGACUUCGUCUGUAUUUACCUCAUUCAGCAGUUCACAUGUGCAUGAAUAUAAACAGAACUGGUGGCACUUAAAAUGAUAAUGAUUAACUUAUUUUAUUUUUAAUUAACAAUUUUCAUAUUGUCUUUAUUUGAAGACUGUCUUGGAAUUAAAGUAAUAGCUCUAGAGAGAUCGUGAUACCAUACCAACCAAAUGGAAAUGAUAUAUGUUUCGUGUUAAACACAUAAAUGUUGUGUUAAAUACAAAAUAAAUCAUAUUUAGUUUUUUGAUAGAAAGCAAA